Messenger RNA from Cornus florida, 1291 nucleotides. RefSeq lists its product as uncharacterized. The annotation marks the transcript as partial. The record is from RefSeq and is a predicted model, not a curated record. Lineage: Eukaryota; Viridiplantae; Streptophyta; Magnoliopsida; Cornales; Cornaceae. The transcript has 4 exons.
UUUAUUGUUUCGACCACAACAAGACGAUGCAUUCUCUCAAUUCAAAACUGGCUAAUGGACUCUCAUCAUCUCCUCUCAUUCUACCUCUCCAUCUUAAAACGCAUAGCCUCCAUUUUUCUCACCAUCAAGCGGUUCCCAUUCUUCGUCACCCUCUUCGACGCCAUCAUAUCCGUCUACUUCCGCUUCUGUGGUCUCUCCCCCUGCACCGUUGAUCUAGAUGACCAAACCACCAUGCACUUCUGGACCACCAAUCACAGGCGGUUCGACAAACCCGGUCUGGUCAUCAUCCACGGCUACGGCGGCAAUUCACGGCUGCAAUUCGUCCGUCAAGUGGGCCCACUCUCCCAGUGCUUCAAUCUCUACGUCCCGGACCUACUCUUCUUCGGCAAGUCAUUCACGAACCGGUCGGACCGGACCGAGUUGUUUCAAGCCAGGUGUGUCUGUGAGGGGUUGAAGAGAUUGGGUGUGGACAGGUUCUCGGUGUACGCGAUCAGUUACGGUGGGUUCGUGGGGUAUCGGAUGGCUGAGAUUUGUCCUGAGAUGGUGGAUAAGGUUGUGAUCGUGAGUAGUGGGAUAGGGUGCACCGAGGAUCAGAAAGGUGAGCAGUUGAGGAAGCUUAACCGGGACCCACGUGAUAUUCUCCUGCCGGAGAAACCGGAUGAUCUACGGCUGCUGAUUAAUCUAUCCAUUUACAAGUUUGAUCCUUUCAAGUGGGUCCCAGAUUUUCUCCUCAAGGAAUUUAUCAAUGUGAUGUGUAAGGAUUACAGGAAGGAAAAACUAGAACUGGUGGAACAUAUUCUGGCAAUGAAAGCAGAUUCUGAUUUUCCCAUUCUAACCCAGGAAACACUAUUGAUUUGGGGUGAUCAGGACAAUGUCUUCCCUGUAUGUUUGGCUCAUCAAUUGCAAAGGCACUUGGGACCAAAAUCGAAGUUAGAAAUCAUAAAGGACACCGGACAUGCAGUGAAUGUUGAAUCUCCCGAUACUUUGAAUCAUUUGAUCAAAUUAUUUGUUCUUGGUAAAUCAAAAUUCAAUGGGUAAAUAAUAACAUCGACCUUCAUCUAAGCAUGUAUUACUGCAGUUGUAGCACAAGUAAACACUAUUAUUAUUUAUUUUUUUUGGUAAAUAAGUUAACACUAAUUUAUUGUUAACUUGUUUUCUUACAAGAAAUUACUUUUAAGUGAUCUGCAAUUUGUGAGACAAAAGAAUAGUGUAUUGGUAGAGAAUUGCCUGUCAAUGAGGCUAUAUUUGUAAUUGUAGGUUACAGAUAUGGAUGUAUUGUAAUUUUAUGCGA